Serpula lacrymans var. lacrymans S7.9 is the source of this 717-nucleotide messenger RNA. RefSeq lists its product as uncharacterized. The record is from RefSeq and is a predicted model, not a curated record. The coding region runs from base 1 to 717 and encodes 238 amino acids. The transcript is spliced from 2 exons. NCBI's taxonomy places the organism in Eukaryota, Fungi, Basidiomycota, Agaricomycetes, Boletales, Serpulaceae.
AUGAAGUUUAAAAACUUCAUAGAACACAUCUCACUUCACUUUGAAGAAGACCCAGAGUACUUCAGAGAUGAAAAGAAGAAGAUAGCCUUCGUGCUAUUGUAUAUGAAAGAAGGCACAGCUGUGAGCUUUAGAAGCGAGUGGCUAGAAGACAAGAUGUCUGUCACCUCAGCAUUGGAAUGGGCACAGUACCAAAGAUGGGCAGUCUUUGAAAGAAGGUUAACUGAAGCCUUCAAAAACAACUACAAAGAACAAGAAGCGAGGAACCGGAUCUUACAACUGAAACAAGGAAGUAAGACCACAAGAGACUUUUUCUUAGAGUUUGAUAGCCUACGAAGGAAGGCAGGAUACAGGGACGAUUCAAUCUUGAUCACCCUCAGAUACGAAGAGUGGAGGAAACUCCUCUUAAAUUACAAUCAGAUAUGGAGAGAAAGAGAGAAAGAAAAGAAGGGGUAUUUUGGUCUGACGGAGAAGGCCGGAACGAGGAAGGAUGACAGAGGAGGAAAGAAGGCUUAUUCCGGAACCAAAGACAGAACCGGAACUGUCUACUCAGGUGCUAGGCAACCCAUGGAGAUAGAUGAAGCCAGAUACAGAAAAGAAGGACUCUGCUUCACAUGCAGAGUCAAAGGACACAUUGGAAAGUUCUGCAAAGUUGAUUUGCGCGCGAUGAUAGCAGCUUUAUCAAAAGAAGAGUGUGAAGCUCUAAAGUUGGAUUUUUAA